Molecule: messenger RNA, 894 nt
Organism: Thelazia callipaeda (thelaziosis nematode)
Lineage: Eukaryota; Metazoa; Nematoda; Chromadorea; Rhabditida; Thelaziidae
Source: the annotation of a GenBank genome assembly
AUGGUUUUGAGUAUCGUAAAAGUUAUAGGUCAAUGUGCCGAACAACUUCAACGUUGCGCAAGUAUUACAGAAGAAUAUGAGCGACUUAUUCAGGAAAGCAAGCGUUCUGCAUUUAGAAAUUGCAUCAAUAAACAAGUGUGUACUUAUGAACUAAUGUUGUUUGAAGACUGUUUUGAGCAAUCAAUGCGUGCUAUUCGAAUGUUGUCUGAUCAAGAUGAAACCUCGAUAUCUAAUGACUUUGGUGAUUCUGCUCGGCGAUAUAUUAAUACAGUAAAUAACUGCUUUGGCUCUAGCCAAGCAACUACACGCCUGCUGAAUUUACUUCCAAGCAUAAUUAACGAUGAUGCCAUAUAUGAUCGAACUAUUUAUAGUAUCGAAUAUGCAGAUCAUCUCUGGGGAUUACCUCAGCUUAUACCUACGGAUCCACUUCUUGAUAAAUCAGCAACAUUAUCGUGCUUAGUUAAAGAAAGAACCGGGAGAAUAUUUGGUAAUGGUAUUAAUAGAUUUGUCGAUUCUGCUGACUUGAAACUAAAUAAUUUGAAUAAUUCAUGUAUUCUGGAGGAAAAAGAAAUGCAUUGUUACCGUAGUCAUCUCAGUAAUAAUCAUUUUUAUCAGGAAUUAUUAAUCGAUAGAGAUCGAAUCAUCAGAUCAUGUAUUCGCAGUGUUCGUUUACAAACUCAGUGCCACGUAAUUGAUGCAUCUCGGUUACGUGCAUGCCUAUGCAGUGCUCGAGAAGAAUUUGAAAAUCGCAUUCAAGCUUCCAUCCUGCAUUGUGUUAAACGCAGUCAUAAACUUCAUUUACGUGAACAACAAGCAAACAUGUAUCGGGAUAUUUCUAGUCCAAAUGCUGAACAAUAUUGUAACGUAUAUUCCAGUUCUUACAAGAAAAUAUAA